Messenger RNA from Capsicum annuum, 513 nucleotides. RefSeq lists its product as uncharacterized. The record is from RefSeq and is a predicted model, not a curated record. NCBI's taxonomy places the organism in Eukaryota, Viridiplantae, Streptophyta, Magnoliopsida, Solanales, Solanaceae. The coding region runs from base 1 to 513 and encodes 170 amino acids. The transcript has 2 exons.
AUGUCCAAGAAGAAAAUUAUUGAAGGUGAUACUAUUGAGGUCACUCAUGAGUGUAGUGCUAUCAUGAAUAGCAAGGUUUCAGAAAAGAAAGAUGACCCCAGAGCAUUCACUAUUCCUUACACAAUUGGGAUGCAUGAAUUUUCAAAAGCUCUAUAUGACCUUGGUGCAAGCAUCAACGUAAUGACUUUUGUCAAAUACAAGAAACUUGGUUUGGAUAUCCCUAUGUCAACCUCUAUGCGGCUUUUGAUGGUGGACCGGUCUAUAAAAAGGCUGGUGGGGUAUUGGAUUGUGAAAGUGACCAAGAGGUUCCUAUCAUUUUUGGUCAUUCUUUCUUGGUCACCGAGAGCCAUUGUCGAUCUAGAGCUGGGGGAGAUGAAAUUUAGAGUGCAAGAGGAUGAGGUCUCUUUCAAACUUUACAAGUCAAAGAAGCAAACUGCGGAGUUGCAGGUAGUAUCCAUGGUGAAUGUUGAAAAUGAGAAGAUGAAUGACGAGGAGUUCAAAGACCCACCUUGA